Helicoverpa armigera (cotton bollworm) is the source of this 2084-nucleotide messenger RNA. Its product is annotated as proton-coupled folate transporter. The record is from RefSeq and is a predicted model, not a curated record. Gene Ontology annotation, biological process: transmembrane transport. Gene Ontology annotation, cellular component: membrane. Lineage: Eukaryota; Metazoa; Arthropoda; Insecta; Lepidoptera; Noctuidae. Gene Ontology annotation, molecular function: transmembrane transporter activity. The coding region runs from base 379 to 1962 and encodes 527 amino acids. The transcript has 7 exons.
UAUUAACAUCGCAACGAGGAAACACAUUGUUUUCAACUCAAACUAAAAUAGAUUUAUCUGUGUUUACAAAACCACAAUCACGCCGAGGGAAUUCUAAGAAUAUUUACUAUUGUAAACCUGGAAUUGUUUUAUGACAGGUAUUAGAAAACGUUGAUAAAAAGAGAUGUACGCAAUUGGCCCGUGUAAUAUUCCUUAUCAGUAUCAAGUCGAGACAUUAUAAAUAUUGAAUCGGAUAAAAUAUUAUAUAUUAUAAGAACCACAACAAACAGUUGAUGUACAAACAGACGCAACACGGGAGUAUUGUUGUCGAACAAACUCAUCACAGCACGGACGACAAAGACACUACAUUGACAUGUGCGUGAACACAAAGUAGCAAGAAUGACUCCCGACAGUGAACCUGUGAAAACUAAAGUAGAAAUCGAAGACAGAAAAGAUGAUAGUGAUGAAUCUUCUCCUUUGAAACCAAACCCAGAAGAAAAAGUAAAAGAUGAAAAACAUGAAGAAGAAAAAAAGAUAACUUUUAGAGAACGGCUCAAAAUAAUUAAAGAAAACACUACAGUGGAGCCUAUUAUGGCUUGCUAUGUCAUGCCCAGUGUACUCGCAUCGUUAGCUAUAUCAAAUUUAAAUUUAGAAAAGGCCUGCAGAGUCAAUCUAAAUUACAGUUCAGAAGUGUGUGAUGCCCUAAACCUAAGACAGACGGAAAAUUACACUUACGAAGAACAAGAAGUGCAGAAGCUUAUUGCAAGUAUAGGGGUAUGGAAGAACGUGGUGCAAACAUCGAUUCCUGUGUUACUUAUUCUUUUCGUUGGAGCAUGGAGUGAUAAGACUGGGAAGAGAAAAAUAUGUAUCAUGCUGCCAAUAGUUGGGGAAUUUGUUGCUUGCCUCGGGUUCAUCGUGAAUACAUAUUUCUUUAUGCUACCUGUGGAAGUGACUGUGUUUACGGAGGCUAUAUUUCCGGCGAUAACUGGGGGUUGGUUCACGAAUUUCAUCGGUGUGUUUAGUUACAUUGGGGAUAUUACUACGGAGGAGAAUAGGACCUACAGGGUGGGUUUGGUGAAUAUGUUCAUGUCUUUGGGCUAUCCCAUCGGGAGUGCGUUGAGCGGUGUGAUGCUAUCCUGGGUGGGGUACUACGGAGUAUUCACAGUGUCUUCUUGUCUUUAUAUCUUCAGUUUGGUUUAUGGUUUCGUAUAUUUGGAAGAUCCGAAGCAAAGGGCUAUAAAGAAACUUGAAAAUAAAAAGCACAAAAAGAAAAGCUUUCUCCGAGAGUUCUUUGACUUGGGGCUGGUGAUGGAAACUUUCAGGGUUGCCUUCAAGAAGGGCCCUGGGAACAGAAGACUGAGAGUUUGCCUACUGCUCAUAGUUGUAUGCGUGGUAUUUGGACCUACUCAUGGUGAAUUCAGUGUGAUGUACCUAUUUACCAGGUAUAGGUUCAAUUGGGAUGAGGUCCAGUACAGCAUGUGGUCUACUUACUCUAUUGUCACAAACUUAUUUGGAACCUUCUUCUCAAUCACCCUGUUCAGCAACUAUAUGAAGCUGGAUGACACGAUCCUGGGCAUAAUUUCUAACACCAGCAAGAUCAUAGCUUCCUUCGCCUAUGCCUUCGCUAGGAAUGACCUGGAAAUCUAUUUAGCACCUCUGUUGGAAAUAUUGAACGGCACCUCCUUCAUUGCGAUGCGGUCUAUUGCUACCAAGCUGGUGAAAGGAGAAGAAUUUGGUAAAGUGAACUCCCUCUUCGGUCUAGCAGAAGCGACAAUGCCACUGAUCUACGGCCCCCUGUACUCCAGGACGUACAUGGCUACACUAGAAGUGCUACCAGGAGCCGUGUUCUUACUGGGAGCGGGACUGACGCUUCCUGCUAUUGCUAUAUUUGGAUGGCUGUAUUUCGAGCACAAAAAAGAUAUAUUAAGAAACGCCGCGUUAGCCGAGGAUAGUGAAAAGCAACAAGCUGAGCAAUUAAAGUAAAUUUUAAUGGAAAUGGCUUAAAAAUAUACGGUGCAAGAUGUAUUGGGUUCCAUAGGCUUUAUGUAAGCCGGAGUGAAUUGAUUGAUCAAUCGCAUCGAUGGUUAAUACAUUAUGUACUUAUA